Messenger RNA from Mus musculus (house mouse), 6639 nucleotides. RefSeq names its product sema domain, immunoglobulin domain (Ig), short basic domain, secreted, (semaphorin) 3D (gene Sema3d). Gene Ontology annotation, molecular function: semaphorin receptor binding. Bases 655 to 2988 code for a protein of 777 amino acids. The record is from RefSeq and is a predicted model, not a curated record. Gene Ontology annotation, biological process: regulation of anatomical structure morphogenesis; negative regulation of developmental process; regulation of multicellular organismal development. NCBI's taxonomy places the organism in Eukaryota, Metazoa, Chordata, Mammalia, Rodentia, Muridae. The transcript is spliced from 19 exons. Gene Ontology annotation, cellular component: extracellular region.
GGACAGCGCGGCCGAGACAGGGAAGGUUUGCUCGCUCUGAGGGAUUGCCAGCACAUCAGAAGUGGCCGGGAGCUGGGGGAGGAGACUGAAGGGAGAGGUAAUCCCUGGCGUUUUGAGCAUCCCCUUUUUAGAAAGAAGGAGUCUCUCCCAGGACAGCUGCUGCGGUCACACCACAAACUUAAAAGCCGCCCUCCUGCUUGGAGCGUGCCUUUCCUCACCACGCUCGCUGGCCUAAGCGCCAACUGGUGGGUCACUGUCCGAGAGAGAGGCGCUGCGCUCGGGGGACAGGAGCGCCCCCUGCCUUCCCGCUUGGCCGUAGCCGCGGCCUCAUUGCUCUGCCAGGGCCGCCUGUGCGGGGUUCAGCCCCGGCUGCCGCUCCGAAGAACUCGCGCCUGUGCCCGCGGUCGCCAUCCUCUUGGCUUCCUUGGGCUGUCCUUUCCUCUCUCCUGAGCCUGCGACGUAAGGAAAGGAAAAGCGACAAGAGUUGCUAGCAGGAAGAAUGUUUUUCUGGGUACCCUGGAGAAAGGAUGAAGUUGUAUAGAAACUGAUGGUCAACUGCACUAAUCCACCCCCUCUCCCACAAUGAAGUAAUGUGCAGAGUUUGUAUGAUCGCAGAGGGUGAACUAACAGUGUUUGAAAAACAAAAUUUUCAUCAUGAAUGUUACUAAAGAUGAGAACCCAAGAUCCAGAAGUCAAGAUCUUCACCUUUUUCAUGCUUGGAUGAUGUUAAUCAUGACGGUGCUCUUUCUUCCUGUCACUGAAACGUCUAAACAAAAUAUUCCAAGACUCAAGCUAACCUACAAAGACUUGCUGCUUUCAAACACCUGUAUCCCCUUUUUGGGUUCAUCAGAAGGAUUGGAUUUCCAGACUCUUCUUUUGGAUGAGGAGAGGGGCAUACUGCUCCUAGGAGCCAAAGACCAUGUCUUCCUGCUCAGUCUGGUUGACUUGAACAAGAAUUUUAAGAAGAUUUAUUGGCCUGCUGCAAAAGAACGAGUGGAGCUAUGUAAAUUAGCUGGGAAAGAUGCCAAUGCAGAAUGUGCAAAUUUCAUCCGUGUGCUUCAACCCUAUAAUAAGACUCACGUUUACGUGUGUGGAACUGGAGCGUUUCAUCCGCUGUGUGGGUACAUUGAUCUCGGCGCCAACAAGGAGGAACUCAUAUUUAAACUAGACACGCACAACCUGGAGUCUGGCAGACUGAAAUGUCCCUUUGAUCCUCAGCAGCCUUUUGCUUCAGUAAUGACAGAUGAGCACCUCUACUCUGGAACAGCUUCUGAUUUCCUUGGCAAAGACACUGCAUUCACAAGGUCUCUGGGGCUAAUGCAGGACCACCAUUCCAUCAGAACUGACAUUUCAGAGCACCACUGGCUCAAUGGAGCAAAAUUUAUCGGAACAUUCCCCAUUCCAGACACCUAUAAUCCAGAUGAUGAUAAAAUAUAUUUCUUCUUUCGAGAAUCAUCCCAGGAAGGCAGUACUUCUGACAGAAGCAUUCUUUCAAGAGUUGGAAGAGUUUGUAAGAAUGAUGUAGGUGGGCAACGAAGUCUGAUAAACAAAUGGACAACUUUUCUAAAGGCAAGACUGAUUUGCUCGAUUCCUGGAAGCGAUGGGGCAGAUACCCAUUUUGAUGAACUCCAAGAUAUUUACUUACUCCCUACGAGAGAUGAAAGAAAUCCUGUAGUAUAUGGAGUCUUUACCACAACCAGCUCCAUCUUCAAAGGCUCUGCUGUCUGUGUGUACAGCAUGGCUGAUAUCCGAGCAGUCUUUAAUGGUCCCUAUGCUCAUAAGGAAAGUGCUGACCAUCGCUGGGUGCAAUAUGAUGGAAGGAUACCUUACCCCCGACCUGGAACGUGUCCAAGCAAAACCUAUGACCCACUGAUUAAGUCCACCCGAGACUUUCCAGACGAUGUUAUCAGUUUCAUAAGGCGGCACCCUGUGAUGUAUAAGUCCGUGUACCCAGUGGCAGGAGCACCGACCUUCAAGAGAAUCAACGUGGAUUACAGACUGACGCAGAUAGUGGUGGAUCACGUGGUCGCUGAAGACGGGCAGUAUGAUGUCAUGUUUCUCGGAACAGACAUUGGAACAGUCCUGAAAGUUGUGAGCAUCUCCAAGGAGAAGUGGAAUAUGGAAGAGGUCGUACUGGAGGAGCUUCAGGUAUUCAAGCACCCAACAGCUAUCUUGAACAUGGAGUUGUCGCUGAAGCAGCAACAGUUGUACGUUGGUUCCUGGGAUGGAUUGGUCCAGCUCUCCUUGCACAGAUGCGACACUUACGGGAAAGCAUGUGCAGACUGCUGUCUCGCCAGAGACCCUUACUGUGCCUGGGAUGGAAAUGCUUGCUCCAGAUAUGCACCCACGUCUAAAAGGCGAGCUAGACGCCAGGAUGUAAAAUAUGGGGACCCAAUCACUCAGUGCUGGGACAUAGAAGACAGCAUUAGUCAUGAAACAGCUGAUGAAAAGGUGAUUUUUGGAAUUGAAUUUAAUUCAACCUUUUUGGAGUGUAUACCUAAAUCCCAACAAGCCUCUGUUGAGUGGUACAUCCAGCGGUCAGGAGAUGAGCAUCGAGAGGAGUUGAAACCUGAUGAAAGGAUCAUCAAAACUGACUAUGGGCUACUGAUUCGAAGUCUGCAGAAGAAGGAUUCUGGGAUGUAUUACUGCAAAGCACAGGAGCACACUUUCAUCCACACCAUAGUGAAGCUGACUUUGAAUGUCAUUGAGAAUGAACAGAUGGAAAAUACCCAGAGGGCAGAAUACCAGGAGGGGCAGGUCAAGGAUCUGUUGGCUGAGUCACGGUUGAGAUACAAAGACUACAUCCAAAUCCUUAGCAGCCCGAACUUCAGCCUGGACCAGUACUGUGAGCAGAUGUGGUACAAGGAGAAGCGGAGACAGCGCAACAAGGGCAGCCCAAAGUGGAAGCACAUGCAGGAAAUGAAGAAGAAACGAAAUCGACGACAUCACAGAGACCUCGAUGAGCUCCAGAGAUCAGUAGCUACAUAGUUUUCUAUUUAAUUUAAAGAGGGAAUUAUUUACCUGCCUGCACAAAUAAUGUCUUCUGUUUUGUACAUCCCUUAUACUAACUCAUACAUGCUUCCCAUGGAGUCUCACGGAGGCACAGGAUGCUAUGCUGAGUAAGACUAUAUAGGACAUCAUCUGAACCAGCUUUCCAAGAACAAAAUCUGUAUCAGCAAAGUUAAGAAUUGUCUUAAAAAUAGGGGCCUUAUGUUUGUAAAUGUCUCAUAGUUUGAAUUUAAUGUCAUGUAAAUAAUCAAGUUAAAUGAACCCAGGUCCACUUAGUAAGGGCGUUAUUCCCGUGCAUGUCCAUUAAGCAUGGACUUUCCCAUGCUGCUGGCUAUGUGCUUAAUCAUUCCAUUCUAGAACAGGUGAUCAUGUAGGAACUGGAGAAAAGGCACACUUUAAAACAGCUUAUGUUAGCAAAAAAAAAACUUUCUCAAGGAGCCAACAGGCCACACUUGGAGUCAGGCGUGGGAAUUUAGAAAGGCAUGUUCCCUCUUUGUGGACCAGGCUACAUCUAGUGUACUGCAGUAAUGCUCUGUGAGAGGGUAGUAAUGAUCCUCACCAAUUUCCUUUUGAUUGCUCAAGCACAGCAUCAUGGACAGAACCCCAUGGUGUGCUCUAGAGUACAGACAAUGGAACUUAGUACACACUUCCUGUGCUCUUUGGGAAGCAUGGUAAAAGAUCUUAAUAUAAUAAUAAGGGUGACAUGAUAUACACUGUAUCCUAAUCUGUAGAUGGGAAUUAUUUGGAGACAGACAAGAUAGCUGUAAAUUCUGUCUCUGAGAAAAACUUAUAUUGCCAUAAAAAAGGAGAAAGCCACAAAGUAGAUAGAAUGUAAUGGAAUUCUUUCCACUGGAGUAUAAAUAUCUGCCAACUUAUAAUGUUUUGGUUAAAAAUAAUUUAGAUUAUAGCAAAUUGUUAGCAAAAAUGCAAGUGAAAGUAAAAUUUGUAAAAAAAAUUAUGGGAUGGCAAUAUAUUAUUUAUAACCAAUGUAUUUCUGUGUUCUCUUUUUUUCUAAGUAUUUAUCGUAUUCUGUAUAUUGUUUGCAUUUACAUCCUUUUUUUUAUUAUAUUUGAGUAAAUAGGAGAAAGCAAUACGUAAUACAUAGAGAUAAUUGAGUAGAUGACCAAGGUGGGGAGUGGGGCUAUAUAUUUGUUGAAUGGAUGGAUAAUGGCAAAAUUUUGAUGACGGGAAGGGUUAAAUUAACUCUUCGACAUCCUCUCGUUACAUAAACUUUCAAGCAGUGUUGUUUUCAGCAGUUUCACAAGGAAGUCUUCAACAUCUAAAGAAAACACUCACACCGUUAGCAUAAGUACCAUUUGUAUUUUGCUAGCCUGUGUCAAAUUCAACUUUGCCUUUGAACAGUGUUUUCCUGCCAGUCUCUCCAGAAAUCAACUUUCCUUCCUGUAGCACAAAACCCUUAGCCUUCCUCUGUUUUGCCUUUUCACGCUCUUUAUAGUGUGAAAUGAACAAUUAGUCACUUCCUCACAAAGAAUGCAGCUUUUUAGAAAACCAACAGACCUUGUUUGUUUCUCAUGCAUUCUACAUGUUUUGAAAGAUUCUGUGAGAAGCCUGUGUGAUUAAAAAGCAGUUUUACAGAGUCAAGCAAUCUAUCUCUUCAAAGUAGCAUCAGUAUUUUACAUUCAUUUAAUUUGCAUUGGGUACCUAUCUCAAGGGCAUAACAUUAUCUGCAAGGGACUAGUAUAAUAAUGAAUAUUUGUUGAUGUUUCACUCUUGGAAAAAGCAAAAAUGAAGGAACAAUUUUAAUUUGUAAACCAGAAUGAAUCACAUCUCCAGCAGAAGUGCAUACAAAUCCUUGUGUCAUGGUUAGACUACUAAUCAUAGAUCACACAAUAAUGUUUAUCUACUGGCUUACUGAGUCCUGCAAAGUCACAGCAAACAUGUCAGUGGGUGCAUGCUUCAUUCAAAAAAUGCUUUCAGAUAGCUGUGCAUCAGAGAGUAAUACUCAAAUAUCAGUAGUAUUGAAAGAUUGCACAAGAUUCUACUCUUUGUAUUGACAUCUGAAAAUUAAUUUUAUAUAGAUAAUAAUGUCCAAACUAUUUUCUAAUUACUUAUGUAAUUAGAAAUGUAAUGUUUUAUCAACAUUCUGUAAAUCUAUUUUACAUCUUAGAUUUAAAAUUUUGGCUGUUUUGGGCAUAAAACUUCUAAUUAUGAUUAAAUAUAUUAUAAACAUUAUUAGGAAAAUAUGAUUCCAUAAUAAAGGUAGGGCUAUGGUUUAUUUUGAAAUGCAGACUAUAGCUAAGCAGCAUUCAUUCUUAUUCAAAAGACUUAGAAGAGUGUUGUGAAAGAUCAGUUGACAAAUGUAAUGUGUAGUUCCUUACCAUUGAGGAUGAACAACUCUGUUUUGAAAUAAUAAAAAGCAGAAUAUUGCUCAAAGUUUAAAUAUUAAAGGUACCAGAUCCCCCAGAAGCAACUCUGAACUAUGUAGUUAUUCAUUUUUUUUUAAAUCUAUUUUUCUGUCUUCAGUACAAGUCUCUAGCUUCUGUGAGUGUUUUUGCUGCAUUUUUAUUCAGUCCUUUGUGCUGCUAAAUAGUAGUAUGCCUGAAUGAGUUAAUUUACAUUUAAUUUAUUGGGAAUUUUAAGAGUUUGUUUAGAAAUGGAUAAUCUAAAUAAGCAAUUUAUGUAAAAUCCUUUGUUUUUCUUUCCCAAAAGAGUUCAUAAUCAUAUAUCACACGACAGAGUAAACAUUUCAGAAGAAACAGUCAAGUUACUUAAAAAACUGCAAAGUAGUCAUAGAAAAACUGAGCACACUGCAGAAUCCACAAUAGCUCUCGGAUGCACAAUUCCAGGAUGAUUUGUUUAAAGCAAGACUUACUUACAACAUGCCUGCAAUAUGAUGGUCACGCUUUUGGACGUUUCCUUUGUGCUAUACUUUGAUUCUUUGCAUAUAUUAAUUAUUACAUGCUAUUCCUACUGAAUUGGUGAUCUUACCUAGAGGCUAACAAGAGUGACUACUUGUUAGACUAACAUAACCAAGAAUAAUUUCCCAGGACAACUUGUGUCAUUUCAUUCACAUGAAAAAAUAAAAUUAAACAAGACCACUCAGUAAACAUUGAUUCUUCUUAAACAUAUGUCUAAGAUGUAUUGUACAUAUUUUACUGAAACAGAAUAAAGUUAACUUGGGAAUCCCUUCUCUUCAUAAUACCACAUUGUUGCAGUCAGUGUGUUUCAACUAACAAGCCAUUUUGAGGGAUGGGUAACUUUUUAAAAAUAGAAAUGUAUAUUUUCUCAUAAUAGAUGAUCACAAUAUUUCAAUUUACAGUAUGUAAGGUUAAAAAUACAUAAGACUUAAAUUUUCCAGACUUGUUAAACUGAAAAUCCAUGUACACAAUAAAUCUCACGCUUUGUAACUCUUGCUUAAAUCUUUUGUAAUGUAAGGUAUUUAUGAAAAUUUGAAGCAUACCUUUUUGGGAAAGAAAAAUAAAACCUGUCAGAAGCCACAGUUGGUCUUCACUUCUUAGCAUUGUCAGUGGUGGGUAUCAAUGAAUUUGAAUAAUUUUACUUUUAAAAAACUGUAGUCUUGUAGUAUAGCAUACUUAAAAUUGUUAAAUGUAUAUUUUGUUUGUAUUAUAAUAAAACAAGUAUCAGUGUUCUAUUAUUAUAAAAAGUGUU